This is a messenger RNA of Zasmidium cellare ATCC 36951, 2970 nucleotides long. RefSeq lists its product as uncharacterized. Gene Ontology annotation, molecular function: protein binding. Bases 1 to 2970 code for a protein of 989 amino acids. The record is from RefSeq and is a predicted model, not a curated record. Gene Ontology annotation, biological process: exocytosis; Golgi to plasma membrane transport. The transcript has a single exon. NCBI's taxonomy places the organism in Eukaryota, Fungi, Ascomycota, Dothideomycetes, Mycosphaerellales, Mycosphaerellaceae. Gene Ontology annotation, cellular component: exocyst; cytoplasm.
AUGAGCGGCCGAUCCACGCCCUCGUUGGGCCACAGCGCCAGCAACUCGCGCCACGUCCGCAACGCAUCCCACCUUGAGCACCUCAAGAAAGUCCAACUCAACAAUGGCAGCGCUCCCGCACGCAGCAACGAGAAUGUCUUCGCGUCCCUCCGCGCUACCGCAAUGGUGGAGUCCAAACCGUACCUCCCCGCCGAACUCAUCGCAACGAUCUUGGAUUACCUGCCGGUGUCUGACUUGAUGCGUUUCUCGAGGGUGAGUCGUAGAUUGCAGGAGAUGGUGUAUGAUGAUACGCGGUGGAUACAGAAGCUAAGGCAGAUGGGGGCUUGGAAUGAAGGGGAGGCGAGGCAGAGGGUGGAGGAAGCGAUCAAGAGGAAGACGGAGGCGCAGUUGGCGAAGCAAAGCGAUGAGAGUGGGAAGAAGAUUGGGACGACGAAUGGGGUUGCCGGUGGGAGGAGACAUGCUGGGAGCGUGACACUGUUCGAUGCGGGUGUGGAGGAGCAGAGAUAUAGAAAGAGUUUGGAGCAGCCUCAGACGCCGCAGCAUAAGAGGAAGGGGACGCUGUCAGAUGGGUUUGAGGAUUUGUCGAUUUCUGGAUCGCCGGGCUCACCGACGAGGACUUCGCAGGGCUCUUUGAAUACUGCUGCGGCUCUAGAUGUCUUCAAGAGAGUACGGUCGAUACGGGGGCAUGCGAGACAGGAGUUUGGCAAGGUCUACGGCUCUUUGGCCCCGAUUUAUCUCGACUUGGCUCGCACCAAGGGUCAUUCCGACGCUCUGAUCUUCAGGACAUAUCGUGACCCUGAACAGCAGGCGCAGAUUCUGUCUAACCUCAAGCGAUUCGCGCAGUGCGAUCUUGCAAAUGGCUGGGAGCAACGAGAGGAGAAACUGGACUCUAUGAUUGGAGUAUUCGAAAACGCAGUACUACGAGAAUUCGAGCAGGGCUACGCUGCCGACGACGUGCCCGGCCGGAUGCGUCGAUACGCACAUGUGCUGGUCACUCUCAACGGAGGCAAUGCAGUAAUUGACUCCUUCAUGUCGAAUCAUUCGGCGAUGGCCAGGACCCAACGCAUUGGAAACCCUUUGGACUGUCUGGAAGAUGUGGCACCUGGUCACGUCGAUCUCAACCCAUCACAACGAUUCUUCGAACAACUAGCAUCGAUAAUGGUACAACAGGCCGAUAUCAUCGACAGAGUCUUUCCGCCUUCAGUAGAUGUUCUCACUCCGUUUUGGAUACGGCUAUGCGAGACUAUCGUGGCCGACUACCUCACUGCACUUUUUGAUGAAGCACAUGCGCGAGGCAUAGAGACGUAUGUCAAAGCAGUUGCUGGCACGUUUGGACAGGCCCUACGAUUAGUGGCUUCCCUCAAACCGACAAAAGCGUCGCCUCCCGAUUUUGUCGAAAAGGCGAAGCAGACGAUUGUCCAGUGUUUCGAAAAGCACGUCGAUCUCUACCUUGCCGAAGAGUUUCAAAACUUCACGACCAAGGCUAGCUAUGAGGUCGAUGUAUGGGAGAAGCAGCUGUCAGAGCAGGAAGCAUCAACGGAAUCGUUCUUCAUGUCGAAUGUCAACCGACAGGCGGCCAAGAGGGAUUUUUUGUCCUCUUUCAAGAAGGUGGUAAUGAUGCCGGUCAAUGCGUUCCCCAUGUCAUCGCCUUUUGGAACGGCGAAACCUGCUAAUGUGGCAGCUCGCUCGUCUGCGAAUCUCGACGCAAUAGACACCUCGUAUAAUCCGGGACCACGGCCGAGAACACCUACGUUGACAAGCUCGACACCACCUCCACGGUCAGCUACGCCUUCGCAAGAUCCUCCUACGACCGAGCUUGCCGCAAAGACGGCAAUUAUGAAUUCCCGUCUUGAAGGCAUCAAGUCUCUCUUCAGCAUCGAGGUCGCGCUGAACUUGUCGCAUCUUGCGAAGGCUUCCAUCGAGCGGACCGCCAUGAUGGUACAGAUGGGUGGAAACGAUGGCGAGGAAGCUAAGAAGCAAUGCGAGCGUAUUUUCGUGACGUUACUCGACAUCCUUGGGAAUCGCCAUAUCAAGAGCGGCUUCGACAAGGCGGUGAAUCAUCUGGGCGACUACAAUCCUCGGGAGGUACGCAAGUUCAAGUCCGAGUCUACGACUGAUCCGAGUACGCAUAUUGGAGUCGAGCCAUUGGUUACGUUCUUGGAGUUGGUCAAUGUUGGAGAUCUGAUCCAGCAGAUGAUUGACGUCUUCUACAAUCAGGAACUCGUCAACACCAAGCUUCUUGAGUCCGACGACUUUCUAGCUGCUGGUGUGAAAGAGAAGAAGAGAUUCGAACAGAUGCUGGAUGAACGUGUCGCGGCUGGUCUCAACAAAGGCAUCGACGUCCUCAUCGACGAAGUCGAAUACAUAUGCGCCACAUCCCAAACCCCCACCGACUUCAACCCCGAUCCCCAAGGCAUCGUCGACAUCGGUCCCUCCCCAACAGCCAAACAAGUCGUCGACAUGGUCUCCGGCCACACGGGCAUGCUCGUCGGCAGCACCGACAAGAACAUGCUCGACGUCUUCAACCAAGAAGUGGGGCUCCGCCUCUUCGGCGCCUUGUGCAAGCACUUCAAACGCCAACGCAUCUCCGUCGACGGCGCCAUCAAACUCAUCUCCGACAUCAACCACUACCACGCCUUCAUCAGCACCCUCAAACAAAAACCCCUCAUGCCGUACUUCGAGGCCCUCCGCGAGAUGUCGCAGAUCUACCUCGUGUACAUUGAUCCGCCCACGAGCGUGUUCGCGUCGAAUGCGAAGACGGGCAAGAGGGGGAGUCUGUUGACGGGAAAGGCGAGUAGUACCAGUUUGCAGGCGAAGGAGCUGGCGACGAUUAUUGCGGAUGGGCAGCGGUAUCAUGGGAUUUUUCCCGCCGAGGAGGUUUAUGAGUUUGCGGAGAGGAGGGCGGAUUGGUAUCUUGUUAAGGGGGAUGUGGAGAGGGCGAUGUAUGGGGUUGGGUGUGUGGUUAUGUAG